Molecule: messenger RNA, 1583 nt
Organism: Penaeus monodon (black tiger shrimp)
Lineage: Eukaryota; Metazoa; Arthropoda; Malacostraca; Decapoda; Penaeidae
Product: leucine-rich repeat-containing protein 42-like
Exons: 1
Coding region: 95-1186 (363 amino acids)
Molecular function (GO): protein binding
Source: RefSeq, a predicted model, not a curated record
CGCCGACGAACAGCUGAUUCGCGUAAACAAACGCAAAUUCAAAAUAAGAUUCCGUCUCGUGUUAUUUUUAUGUAGUUCUUGACUAUAAUUCAAGAUGCAGAAUGAGGACAAGGACUUCCUAAGCCUUUUAAGCACGAGGGAAUUCCCCAAGACGCUGUUUGAAAUAUGCCUGGAUUACGUGGCUGGGAAAAUAAACAUGGUGGAAUCUUUGGAAGGCUUUCCCGAGGUCGUGAGUGAGCAGAUCUUCGACAAGUGUCUUUCUUUGGGGUCCUUUUCGCAAAAUGACGAGGCAAGUGAGCGAGCGAUAACUCUGUAUGUGGAUGCUUACGGAAACGAUUUCAUGAGUGCGUUCAAAUGUGAGAAUCCGAGGAUUAUGAGCGAGUACGGGGAGUGUUUGGCGGUGCUGUGUCUGUCUGUGACUCAUCUCGACCUUCGUGGAUGCGCCUUGGGUAAUAAGAGUGAUUUUUUAAAGGUGUUUGUGCAGAUGGACCACCUCAGAGUGCUUAACAUUGCACAGAAUGAGCUGUCUGAUGAGGGAUUCCGCCUUAUGACCGCGUGCCAUAAAAUGUACAGGAAGGGUUUCGAAGCACUGGAGUCCCUGGAUGUGUCUGAAAAUAGAGUUGGAAUGAAGGUGUUGAAGUCCUUGUUGAGUUUGCCUCAGCUCAAGAAUAUCCGGGUGUCCAUUGCGCAUUCCUUGAAAAACUUCCAGCCCAGAUUUACACAUGAAUGGACCGAGACCAUGGACAGACUUGGCUUUAAGUUAUUACCAAGGGACAUAGAAUUUGCAGGCCAUAUCACAACUGUUGGUUGGGGAUCAAAGAUUAUUGCUGCGUGGCUGAAGGAAAUUGAGGAGCUGGAAAGAAUCCGGCAGGAGAAAGUGCUCAAGAAAAGCCAGGGUUUCUAUUCGCAAUCUAUCAAGCGAGCAGAGUUGGCCUUUACCAAACCAAGAACUAGAAUAGAGACGUACGAAACAUACACCUACAUGAAAAGACGGAAAGAAAAUGCAGUCAGCUCACCAGGGGAAAAAUGCAACUCGAGGGAAUGUGAUAAAGUGUAUGGAAACAGAUUCAACAGUAAGAAAAGAACAAUAGGAAGCAUAAAGUCUUUGCAAGUGGAUGGAGAACCACUUGGUAAGAAGCAAAGAGUGGAUAUUGAUGUGGAUAUUUUGAAAAUGUAUUUGAAAUAAGUAGUUUAUCAGCUUUUAAGUGUGUAUAGUAGAGAGAAUCAUGAAUUCUUUAAAAGUAUUAUUUUAGUAUAGAUCUUCACAGAGAAUUGUGACUAUUUGUUAAACAAUAUAAUAGCUAAGGAACAAUGCUUGUUUGUUAUAUAUAUUCUUUAUUUCUGUGAUAAGAGCAUAAAUAAACUACAAAAUAGGUUAAGUAUUUUCAAACUACCAAAUAAUGUAAUGCUGAUAAAGAUAUUGAUAGAUGAAGAUAGCUGAGAUAAAUGCCCUUUUUGAUGCAAUAUUUUUAUAUGAAAUGCAAUGAAAAUAUCUGGUGUGAGUAUUUUUAUUGUAAAUUAUUUUAUCCAUAUUUCCAAAUGAUUGCCAAAUUUGCUGAGUUGAUGUUGUUAAUAAAACCUAA